This is a messenger RNA of Tripterygium wilfordii, 3316 nucleotides long. Its product is annotated as GPI ethanolamine phosphate transferase 2. NCBI's taxonomy places the organism in Eukaryota, Viridiplantae, Streptophyta, Magnoliopsida, Celastrales, Celastraceae. The transcript has 17 exons. The coding region runs from base 142 to 3084 and encodes 980 amino acids. Gene Ontology annotation, biological process: GPI anchor biosynthetic process. Gene Ontology annotation, cellular component: endoplasmic reticulum membrane. The record is from RefSeq and is a predicted model, not a curated record.
ACUACAGAGUACGGACUAUCCAGCCCAUCUUCCGACUCUCGGCUUUGUUCAUCUGAGAUUUCCUCGACUUUCCCUGCAUUCCAUACUUUUGAUAGCUUGUCUGAAGAAUUAGGAUCUGAAUUGUUCGUCUUUUUGGAUAAAAUGCCUUCAAUUACCUGCGCCAAACUGACAUCAUACACCGUAGGCGCUGUGGUUCUUCAAAUGAUUGGUCUCUCGCUCUUCGUCUUCGGUUUCUUCCCCGUCAAACCAUCUCUCUCCGGCUUCAGUGGUGCGGACAGUUUUCGUCCUCCCGGGUAUGAUUCUUCUGAUAAUCAAAAUGAGUCCUCUCUGACUCCGGAUCAGCUGAGAUUAUUGUAUCAGGGGCUAUCUGGGAUCCCUCCUUUGUUUGACCGGCUAAUUUUAAUGGUUGUUGAUGGUCUUCCAGCAGAAUUUGUGCUUGGUAAGGAUAGACAGCCUCCAAGCAAGGCUAUGAUGGAAUCAAUGUCAUACACUCAAUCAUUAUUGGCUAAUGGAAUGGCAAUUGGUUACCAUGCGAAGGCUGCACCUCCAACUGUUACAAUGCCUCGUUUGAAGGCUAUGGUUUCUGGUGCCAUUGGGGGAUUUUUAGACGUGGCUUUCAAUUUUAACACACAAGCUCUUUUGGAUGACAAUCUUCUCGACCAGUUUUUCAGGAUUGGUUGGAAAAUGGUGAUGCUUGGUGAUGAGACGUGGCUCAGGUUGUUUCCAGGAUUGUUUAUUAGGCAGGAUGGAGUUAGCAGUUUUUAUGUUAAAGAUACCAUACAGGUGGAUCAUAAUGUUUCUCGGCAUCUGGGGGAUGAGCUUAGAAGAGAUGACUGGAGUCUUCUGGUUCUUCAUUAUCUUGGCUUGGAUCAUGUUGGACAUAUUGGUGGGCGCAACAGCGCCUUGAUGGCCCCAAAACUUGCGGAGAUGGAUGAUGUGGUGAAGAUGAUUCAUUUGAGUGCGAUCCAGAGACAAAAGAACAAUGAAGGACGGACACUUUUGGUGGUUGUAAGUGAUCAUGGCAUGACUGAGAAUGGUAAUCACGGGGGGUCUUCAUAUGAAGAAACUGAUUCCUUAGCGCUUUUUGUUGGCCUUAAUAGUCACAUGCAUGAUCAGGCAUCAACCACUCGAAACUCAGCAUAUCAGGUGGAUAUUGCCCCAACAUUAGCUCUUCUAUUCGGAGUGCCAAUUCCUAAAAACAAUGUCGGCAUCUUGAUUUCAAAAGCUUUUGAAUCUUUGGCUGAUGAAGACCAGCUGAGGGCAAUGGAGUUGAAUGCUUGGCAAUUAAUUAGAUUACUGCAAGCACAAUUACCAGGUUUAUCAUGUGCCAAUCUCUCGCGCAAGGCAUUUAGUGAUAGUCAUGAAUCCAGAACUGCUCGCUGCAGGGGCAGAAUGGAGAAGAUGCUUUGCUGCUUAUAUAUGAAUGCUGCAGUUUUUCAUAGCUCAUGGAAAUCCAAGAAAGCCUCUAGGUCCAAUAGCAGAGAAGAAUACAGCAGCACUGUUGCAGCAUACUACGAGUUCAUGAAAUCUGCAAGUGAGUGGUUAUCACGCAGUAGUGCUAAUAAACCUGCUGACCUACUUACUUUUGGAGUCACAGCAAUGGCUCUAUCAUGUCUGAUAUUGUUGACCCUUAUAUUUAGCAUGAACAGAGAAGUUUCUAUUGCAGGAAAGCACACACAGAAUAGUAUGCUUUGGUGGUGUUCAGAUGAGUUUUUCAUUGUGGGCAGUAUAUUGAUCCUUAUUUUAAGUAUGGGGUCGAGUUCAAUGGUGGAGGAAGAGCAAUAUAUUUGGCAUUUUAUGACAUCCACGUUUUAUCUAAUAUUGCUUCGCAAAACAUUGAAAUCCUUUGCUGUGGGAAAUAUGAGAAAUUUAUUUGGCUUCUUCAAAUGUCAAAAUGGAAGAACUGGUAUUCGCUUGUGUUCAAUCUUUGUAACUCUUGUAUCAGGGAGAAUUUUAAGAGGCUGGCAUCAAGGUGGUGUUAACUGGACUGAUCUCCCUGACAUUUCUAAGUGGCUUGAGCAGUAUGGAAGUGAUAGUGUAAGAUUGAUUCAACUGACCUCGGGCCUCUUAAUUAUCUGUUUAGGGUUACUUGCACUGUCUUCAAUAGAAUUAAAGAGGAGAGUUGUUAAAUUGGUGGGAUUUAGCUUUUUGAUACCAGGAUUAUUGGUUUUGUGGCAUAUUGUGAGUUCUCAAGAAAUCAAAUUUGCAUCAUCUGCUGAUAAUGCUACUUCAUUAGCACAAAUGAUUUAUGCAACUCUUGGCAUGAUCACAUUUGGGUCUGUCAUGUCUAUACCGUGGCUUAUGCCCAUUCGGAUCUUGGAUAAAUGCACAAAACAUGAUGCCAACUUGUCAACUUUAGCUCUGGUCAAUAUUCAAGACAAGUAUCCGCUGGUGGAAUUUAGAGAUUCUUCAUAUGUGAUUGGGUUGGUGUACCUAUUAUGUUGGUGUCUUUUGCAGCUAUUACUUCAACAACCAAUUAAUUCAAUGCCCAUAUUUUUGCUUCUUGUGCAAAUCUUGGUCAGCAUGAUUUAUUCUUCUAAUAGUUGGCGGCAACCCAAGGAGUGGGUUGAGGUUGCUGCUUUCUACUGUUUGGGAAUGGCGGGCCAUUUUGCCCUGGGGAACAGCAAUUCUCUAGCGACAAUCGAUGUUGCUGGAGCUUUUAUUGGCCUCUCAAGUUACUCAACAUUAAUUUCUGGCAUUUUAAUGUUCAUCAUUACCUAUGCAUCCCCCAUGUUUGCCCUUCUCAGCAUAGUGAUGUACAUAUCUGUAAAGAAGACGAGUCAUCUUGUAGAAUUCGAGAUUGCAGAUUCAGGAUAUCUUCUUAAGAUGAUGCUUGGUCUUCCUUGUCUUGUUCCAUUGGGCUUGAAUUCAAUUAUCUUGGUUGCAUAUACUAUCGUAUUGCUGUUGAUGAGGAAUCAUUUAUUUGUUUGGAGCGUGUUCUCCCCAAAGUACUUGUAUGUCUGCGCUACAACGGUAUGCGUCUAUGUGGGAGUCUUUGUUGUAGCAGCAACUGAGAUUUAUGUAUACUUGGUCCUAAACCUGCGAAGGAAGAAACAAGUCCUCAUUUGUAAUGGUGCCAGAUAGAUAACGCAUGAGAAAUCCAGUUCUAGUUCUUUUAACAACCAGCUCUCAACCCGGUAUUACCUUCUUUUUUAAUUUAUCACCUUGGUCCAUUUGGAAAUUUUAUAGAGCGUAUUGGGUUGCAAGCUGAAGAAUGCACCAGGGAUAUGUUUUGUAUGACAGUAACCAAUAGUUUUUUUUUAAUAUAUAUUUAUAAACUGUAAAUAAUAGUUGGUAAUGAAAUGCACUUGACUGU